Messenger RNA from Ictidomys tridecemlineatus (thirteen-lined ground squirrel), 3558 nucleotides. RefSeq names its product carbonic anhydrase 12 (gene Ca12). NCBI's taxonomy places the organism in Eukaryota, Metazoa, Chordata, Mammalia, Rodentia, Sciuridae. The record is from RefSeq and is a predicted model, not a curated record. Gene Ontology annotation, molecular function: carbonate dehydratase activity; zinc ion binding. Gene Ontology annotation, cellular component: plasma membrane.
CCGACCGGGAGUCAGGAGCCACCGGCCAGGAGCAAAAGAUGCCCCACCACAGCCUGCAUGCAGCGACUGUCCUCCUGCUGGUGAUCUUGAAUCUGCAGCCUUGCAGCCCAGCCCCGCUGAACGGAUCCAAGUGGACCUAUGUUGGUCCUAAUGGGGAGAAGAGUUGGUCCAAGAAGUACCCAUUAUGUGGGGGCCUGCUGCAAUCCCCAAUCGACCUGCAUGGUGACAUCCUCCAGUAUGAUGCCAGCCUUGUGCCUCUAGAGUUCCAAGGUUACAAUGUGUCUGCCAAUGAGCAGUUGAACCUGACCAAUGAUGGCCACUCAGUGAGACUGAUCCUGCGCUCAGACAUGCACAUCCAGGGCCUCCAUUCCCACCGAUACAGUGCCACCCAGCUGCACCUGCACUGGGGGAACCGCAAUGACCCCCGUGGCUCUGAGCACACCAUCAGUGGGAAGCCCUUUGCUGCUGAGCUGCACAUUGUCCAUUAUAACUCAGACCUGUACCCCAACGUCAGCUCUGCCAGUGACAAGUCAGAAGGCCUCGCUGUCCUAGCUGUCCUCAUCGAGAUGGGCUCCUUCAAUCCAUCAUAUGACAAGAUCUUCAGUCACCUUCAACAUGUAAGGUACAAAGGCCAACAAGUGCUCAUCCCAGGUUUCAACAUUGAAGAACUGCUUCCCGAGAGGCCUGCCGAGUACUACCGAUAUGAAGGGUCCCUGACCACACCUCCUUGCCACCCCACUGUGCUCUGGACGGUUUUCCGAAAUCCUGUGCAAAUUUCCCAGGAGCAGGCGUCAUCCUUUCAGUGGCCUUGGCUGGCAUUCUUGGCAUCUGUAUUGUCCUGGCAGUGUCCAUUUGGCUUUUCAGAAGGAAGAAGAGUAGCAAAAAAGGUGACAAGGGAGUCAUUUAUAAACCAGCCAUUAAGAAGGAGACCGAGGCCCAUGCCUGAAAUCCGUGGCACUCCCAGAUGUCCAAGGAAGGAACUUGUUUUGGACACCACAUACUUUGGCAUAUGUUCUUUGGAGUUCAAGGUGUUCUUUGGAGCUCAACCUACAAACACCCCAGACCUUUUGGGGGCCUCCAAUUGGGCUUGCCACUGCCUGGUGCCACUAUCACUCCCAUUGUGAUCCAUAGAUGGGAUGACCAGAAGGUGGGAACCUGGAACUGACUGCUCUGUGUGAGACAGCUGUGCUGUCUGGAUUCUGGGUCACAAAACAAGCCUCCUGCUAGCGACCUAUUACUAGUUGGAAAACACUUCCAUCUGGGGUCUCACUUGGUAUGCUCUCAAGUGUCCUGGAAAUUCGUCUUAUUCUCCCAGCUUCCAGGCUAGAAUGUAUACUCUCUGUUUAGGCAUUGCUUUUGAAACUCAGUUUCUUUCCUUCCUCCUUUGGAUUUCCUUCUGCUCAGAUAAACCUUCAGUCCUCACGGAAGAAUUGAGACAGGAAGGAUCAGGAUGUCAGAAAGAAAUGAAAACAAGAGAUAUACUGUGUGAUGUAGUGGGGGAAUUUUCAUAUUCCUGUUCCUUGGGUCAGAGACACUGAUUGGACCUUAGAAUACGGCAGUCUCAAGUUCCAUUUCUUGGUGGGGAUGAAAGGGUAACAGAAAGAAGAGAGAAAAAAGAGGGGGAAAAGUAAUGGGAAGACAGACUCUGGGAGAGUUUCUGUGAAGUCAGCACUGGAAUCACAAGUCACCUCACGGCCACCAUGUGAGAAGGACUGAAUGUUAAGUUCAACCUACCCUCCCAUCAGUGAGGCAGUUGUGUUUUAUACUCUACAAGUUUUAUAAAUAAGUGUUCCUUGAAAAUGAGUUGCUUCCUGUCUCCUAGAGUAGAUGUAAGUUCUGAGAUGAUCUGCUUUUGAACCUACAGAAAAUAGGCAGAAGCAAAAUGAUUGUAGAAAUUUGUCUCUUUUGCCCAGAUAUCUUUCUCCCACUUCUGUGACUCCCUUACUGCCAACCUGGAAUCAGGGUCUGUCUCUUCCUCUGACUUUGAAGGUUUCUAAUCAUGCUUGGUUGAAAUAUAGUUUCAUGCUACAAGAGCAGGAAGCUAUCUGUGCAGGGGCUAGCAUGGUCCUGGUAUUUAAGGACCAAUAUUAAUGGAAUGUUGCUAAGAUUCUGCAUUGUUCUCCCCCCCACCCAAGUCACAAAGACUAAGAAGACAAUUCUUUCCUCAUUUUCCUCCCAUACAGAUGGGAUCCUUGUAACAGUCAGUUCCAUGACUGAGAAGGAGCCUCAACCACUAGCCCCUGAUAGCUAGUUUCCUGCUUGUAGUUCACAGGGAACUUUCUGCUUCACAGUCUCAUUUUGACAGCAUAGAAUAUCCUCUCUUGAAGCACAAGUUUCUUUAUAAUAUCUUCCUCAUUCUACUUCUCCCUCCGACUUGAAAAAUUCUUUUUGUCACUGCCAUAACUUUUCAUAAUGACAGCAAGUCCUAUGUCUUUGUAGCCUGUUUUGCUAGGCAAGUUUAUAAGUGACCUCCCGGGGACUCAGAUGUGUGUCUGCGUGUGUGUGCACGUGAACAUGUGAGACUUAUGACAGCCUUGGAACCAGGUGUGGUGUCCCACCUUGCCAUUACAUGCCUGUGCAUUAUCAAAUGACAGAAAAGACAACCCUCAUGACCAAGCAACAUGAAAUAGGUGAUUUCUUGGCCUUGGUCCAAAAUUGCCAAUCAGAAACUAGUAAAAACCACUCCAAAGCAGCUGGAUUGUCUUUCCAAAAAAAACCCCUUCUGUAUACAUGAAUGAGUUUUAUGAGAGAACACAGAGAUCAUUGUACCUGGUACAAGGGCAGGCUUUUGAAAGGGAGACUCACUGGAAGGUGAAAAUGGUGGCUUUUCUCCUUCCCUCUUCCCUGUCAGCAUGGUCCAGGUACUCAGCCCUCAUGGCUGAGAUGAAACAAAGCCAGAAAAAAUGCUCCAAGAAUCAAUGCUGUCAACUUCUUUGCUAAUCCUGCAGGACUCCUGAAGAUCCAGCUUUCCUCAGAUUCUUACUCAUUCUACUGACACGAGCUGUCACUGCAGGAAACCAGUGCUGUCAUGUGUGACGCACAGCUAUCCUACACUUGCCACUUAACUCUGUUGAGUGGUGGGUGCCUGGGAGGCUCCAGUGGGUAUUGUGUUAGGCACAUGACAGGUGGAGCCCACAGAAACAAGGCAUAGGCUGGGGGAGUGACACAGGGAAGUCCCUGGCUUCUCCAGUCUUUCCUUUGCCUCUCACUAAAGGGGGAUCUCGAGCAUCUUUGAUUUGCCUCUUUAGUAUCAUCUGGUAAAAACCUGUAUGAGUUGCUUUAAAUACUAGAGUUUCUAGUAUUUGCUAUGCUGACUCCCCUAAUCUCAUUUCAAGUUCAGAUCCUAAAUUCCACUCCCUUGUGGGACUCUAUUAAGACCUCGUGACAGGCCCUUGGGAAGCACUGGGGUCUGUAGCACCCCUUAGUCCCUGUGCCUGGGACCAUAGGCCACCGUGGUGAUGGUCUGUUGAGCACUUCCAUAUUUAUUGUCACAAUGAUUGUAAUGCAGACAUAUCUGUAAGUAUAAGAAAUGAUAAAUAAAAUGUUUUUCACAUCAGA